Pteronotus mesoamericanus is the source of this 4029-nucleotide messenger RNA. RefSeq names its product GATA zinc finger domain containing 2A (gene GATAD2A). The record is from RefSeq and is a predicted model, not a curated record. Gene Ontology annotation, molecular function: sequence-specific DNA binding. The coding region runs from base 426 to 2342 and encodes 638 amino acids. Gene Ontology annotation, cellular component: NuRD complex. Lineage: Eukaryota; Metazoa; Chordata; Mammalia; Chiroptera; Mormoopidae. The transcript has 13 exons. Gene Ontology annotation, biological process: negative regulation of transcription by RNA polymerase II.
GCCCCUUUCCAGGCCCUGGACUUGCUGAACCCCACUUCUGGCUUUCGGGGGUAGCCCCUCCAUUUGUGAGAUGGGAAGGUGUUUGCCAGGCAUAUCUGUCAUGGGGUCCUAGCUUAGAGAACCAAGAGGAGCCCAUACAUCUCUGGCUUUAAUCCCUGAGUAGAUUCUGGUCAGGGAUGGUAAGUGGGUUGCCUGAUGUGCAUGGAGUGGCAAAUGGAAGAGCCUGACCUGAAUCCCGUCCUGCUUCCAGGCUUCCAGCUCUCUAGGUGGAUUGGAGAAUGAACAGAUUUGUCGUUGACUACAGUUUACCACUCUUCAGCCUGGGGCAGGUCACCUCGCCACCUGGCUUCAGGUUGGCAAGCACGUUGACACAGGUUGCCAUUUACGUAGUUGCUGCCAUGGCCUGCUGGUAGGACCAGAGUCCCAUGCCCAGAAGCCAGUUCAGAAUGACAGAAGAAGCAUGCCGAACACGGAGUCAGAAACGAGCACUCGAACAGGAUCCAGCUGAGGACGAUGUGGAGAGCAAGAAAAUAAAAAUGGAGAGAGGAUCGUUGGCUACAGAUUUAAACACUGAUGGAGACAUGAGAGUGACGCCCGAGCCGGGAGGCCCAGCCCAAGGAUUGCUGAGGGGGGCCGAGGCGACGGCCGUGAGCAGAGGCGAAGAGCAGGCCGGUGACGGGCCUGUGGACAUGCGCACCUCACACAGUGACAUGAAGUCUGAGAAGAGAGCCCCCUCGCCUGAUGUGAUUGUGCUCUCUGACAAUGAGCAGCCCAUGAGCCCGCGGGUGAAUGGGCUUCCAAAGGAGGCCCUGCAGGAGACCAGCACUGAGUCCCUCAUGAAAAGUAGUCCUGAAGAACGAGAAAGAAUGAUUAAGCAGCUGAAAGAAGAAUUACGGUUAGAAGAAGCAAAACUUGUUUUAUUGAAAAAGUUGCGGCAGAGUCAAAUACAAAAGGAAACCACCGCCCAGAAGCCCGCAGGCUCCGCUGGGAGCACUGUGACCACCCCUCCCCCGCUUGUGCGGGGCACCCAGAACAUUCCUUCCGGCAAGCCAUCACUUCAGACCUCUUCAACUCGAAUGCCUGGUAGUGUCAUCCCACCACCCCUGGUCCGUGGUGGGCAGCAGGUGUCUUCGAAGCUAGGACCGCAGGCGAGCUCACAGGUCGUCAUGCCCCCGCUCGUCAGGGGGGCCCAGCAAAUCCACAACAUCAGACAACAUUCCAGCACGGGGCCACCGCCGCUCCUCCUGGCCCCUCGGGCAUCUGUGCCCAAUGUGCAAAUUCAGGGGCAGAGGAUCAUCCAGCAGGGCCUUAUCCGUGUCGCCAACGUCCCCAACACCAGUCUGCUCGUCAACAUCCCACAGCCCUCCCCAGCCUCACUGAAAGGAACGACAGCCACCUCUGCUCAGGGCAACUCCACCCCCACCAGUGUGACCUCUGUGGUCACAUCUGGUGAUUCUCCAGCCAGCCGGCAGGCAGCUGCCAAGCUCGCCCUGCGCAAACAGCUGGAGAAGACGCUGCUUGAAAUCCCCCCGCCCAAGCCCCCCGCCCCAGAGAUGAACUUCUUGCCCAGCGCCGCCAACAACGAAUUCAUCUACCUGGUUGGCCUGGAGGAAGUGGUACAGAACCUGCUGGAGACACAAGCGGGCAGGAUGUCAGCUGCUGUCGUGCUGUCCCGGGAGCCCUACAUGUGUGCACAGUGCAAGACGGACUUCACGUGCCGCUGGCGGGAGGAGAAGGGUGGUGCCAUCAUGUGUGAAAACUGCAUGGCGUCCAACCAGAAGAAGGCGCUCAAGGUGGAGCACACGAGCAGGCUGAAGGCUGCCUUUGUGAAGGCACUGCAGCAGGAGCAGGAGAUCGAGCAGCGCCUUCUGCAGCAGGGCCCCGCUCCUGCGCAGGCCAAAGCUGAGCCCACCACCGCCCCGCACCCCGCUCUGAAGCAGGUCAUAAAACCCCGGCGUAAGUUGGCGUUCCGCUCAGGAGAGGCCCGCGACUGGAGUAACGGGGCUGUGCUACAGGCCUCCAGCCAGCUGUCCCGGGGCUCGGCCACAGCACCCCGAGGUGUCCUGCACACGUUCAGCCAGUCGCCCAAACUGCAGAAUGCAGCCUCAGCCACAGCCUUGGUCAGCAGGACUGGCAGACAUUCCGAGAGAGCCGUUAGUUCUGGCAAGGGCAACGCCACCUCCAACUGGAAGAAGGCACCCCUGAGUACAGGUGGGGCCCUUGCAUUUGUCAGCCCGAGCUUGGCGGUGCACAAGACCUCCUCGUCCGUGGACCGCCAGCGGGAGUACCUCCUGGACAUGAUCCCACCACGCUCCAUCCCCCAGUCGGCCACGUGGAAAUAGUGCGAGCCGGCCCAGUGGAGAACAGGCUCCCUCCUCCCUCCCACCUGGCCCGCCACCCUCUGCUCGAUGGGGAAGGCACCCUGCUCCCCAAGAGAGCGAACAAGCGUCUGCCACACUGUGGCAGCAAGAGCUCUGUUCUUGGCUGCAAAAGUCUUGUUGUGGCUGGAGGGCUGCUUCACAGGUGGACGAGGAUUAUCAUUACUGGGGGACCUUUCCCGUGGGCUUCCCUCCUUUCUUUGCCUUUAGUUUGCCCAACACCAGCAGAAAAUCGGACCUCGGGGGCUGGUUCUGCUCCUGCCCUCCCCUUCAGCCCCCUCAGGGCACACGGGCGGCCUGGACACUGUGACACACUCGGGCAAGACCGGAGCCCGGGGCUUCUGAAGUUGAGUGGACCGUUCUGUUUUGUUUUUGCUUUUUCCCGUCUUAGCCUCCCAAUCUUUGCCUUCCUUCACGGCAAUCUCUAGGUUGACAAAUUUUUUUUUUUAAUCACCUCAUGAUGAUGGAGUUGAAAGUAAACCAUGCAGACCCAGGGGUUCCUGCCGAGCACAGCUCCCACGCCCCAGAGGAUGGGCCGCUGACUGACCAGCCCUUGUUCGCUCCAGCAGAAGGCCUGUGCUGCUGCUCGUCCCGGAGACCCCCCAACCUCCCAUACUUAGCAAAAGAACAAACUGCAACCCAGACCCAGCCAGAGAGCCUGGGAUGCUGGAAGCCACGCUGCUGCCCUUGGAGAAGGGAGGAGAGAAACGGCAGCAACAUACAGAGCCUGAGCGGGAAGUUGGAGGGGUGGGCUAUUGUGUGUUUUUGUUGUUGUGGUUUAUUUUAUUAAAUUUUUUCCUUUUCUUUUCCUUCUUAUUUUGAUGGACAACAUCCCAAGCUGCCCUAGCCUGUGCUCCCAGCAGGUGUGUCAGGUGGGGAGGUGCCCCUGCCCCCCCUCCCGCCAGACUUCAGGGUUUUCAUUUGGGUCUAGUUUAGAACCUUCCCUUAAAGGAGGGCCAUGCUGCCAGCGAUCGCCUUCAGGUUUUCUUUUUAACCCUCUUUAGAGUCCACAGAGAUGUCUUACAAAGGAUCAGGUCUGCUCUUAGUUGUGUUCCAUUUUGGUUUCUCCCACUCCUUAAAAAUCAUUUCCAUGAGGAAAGGCAGAAGGUGUCAUGUGCAUGCUGCACAUGAGACCAGCUCCAUGCACGUGUGAGGGCGUCCCAUGUGUGUGCACAUGCGUGUACUGAUAUGGAGACAGGUACACCACUCCCCACUUCAGCCCCUGCCCUGGUUUUUCUGUCCAUGCCGUUAGGGACUUAAUUUAAAACCUUUAUUUUGUAGGGCUGCCUUCUUCAAACACACUGCUUCAACAUUCUAAUAAAGGCUCAUUUAACCCCCUCUUCAUGUUGUGUGAAUAUCAGUGUUUAGAGACAUUUUUUGACAUGCAGUAGGAGACCUAGUUUUGCAAAACUUUCUACUUUUGUUCUGUAGAACCCUAAAUUUCUCAUUGAUUUUUGUUUUAAGUAGAUGGCUGAAGGAGGGAGGGCAGGGAAGGGUGGCUUUCAUUACAAGAUCCAGGGAUUUGGGGAGGGAAGAGGGAAAUUAACAUUCAGGAGUGGGGGAAAGGGUGUGUUUAUACACCAAAAGCUCAAGAAUAUGUAAGCGUUUCUAUUCCUCGCAUUUUUCUGUGUGCCUGGUAAAUAAAUACCUG